CAACACCUCUACAAAAUCAGAUUUCUUUCAGCGUCGAAGCUUAUCAUUCUCUACGGUGUUCAGAUUAAGGUUAAUUGCAAGUAUUCUCUUGAGUUCUUCUCGAAAUGGCUCGUACGAAGCAAACUGCUCGCAAAUCAACUGGUGGAAAGGCUCCAAGGAAGCAGCUCGCCACCAAGGCUGCUAGAAAAUCCGCGCCAACGACUGGCGGUGUCAAGAAGCCUCACCGUUACCGUCCUGGAACUGUUGCUCUUCGUGAAAUUCGCAAAUAUCAAAAGAGUACUGAACUUUUGAUCCGCAAAUUGCCAUUCCAGCGUCUUGUUCGUGAAAUUGCACAAGAUUUCAAGACGGACUUAAGGUUUCAGAGUCACGCGGUCCUUGCACUUCAAGAGGCCGCAGAAGCAUAUCUGGUGGGUCUAUUUGAGGACACCAAUCUGUGCGCUAUUCAUGCCAAGAGGGUAACAAUUAUGCCCAAGGAUAUUCAACUUGCCAGACGAAUUCGUGGCGAACGUGCUUAAUUGGAUUUUAGUAUUUCGUGGUUUGUUAGUUUUCAUGAUAGUUGUUGUUAGCUUCUAUAUUUUUGUCUUUUCACUCCUUGCUGUAAAGUUCAUAUAAUAUUUUGAUAAACAACGCUAUUAUUUCCGCAUUGUAAUGCGAUGUUGCUUUUCCUUUCUGGAUUA
Messenger RNA from Ricinus communis (castor bean), 677 nucleotides. RefSeq names its product histone H3.3. Bases 105 to 515 code for a protein of 136 amino acids. Gene Ontology annotation, cellular component: nucleosome. NCBI's taxonomy places the organism in Eukaryota, Viridiplantae, Streptophyta, Magnoliopsida, Malpighiales, Euphorbiaceae. Gene Ontology annotation, molecular function: DNA binding; structural constituent of chromatin; protein heterodimerization activity. The transcript has 4 exons. The record is from RefSeq and is a predicted model, not a curated record.